AUGGAAGCUGAAGCCAAAAACAUCUUACAGCAACUUGGUGACACAAGCGGCUGGGUCACUCGCGCCACCAACUUCGAGUUGACGGCAUACAUUGUGGUUCCAUGCCGAACCCCCAAAGACAGAGACAGCCCGAUACCCCAGAUCCGCCAAGUACUCGAAGCCACGCUCCAGCACACUAUGGUGUGGUCGUCACAAGUUGCCCGCGAACAACUUGACUCUGCCCCCGACGCUUUCGAGCGUCCCGUGAAAGACUCGAAAGAGAAAGAACAGAACUUCUACGAGAACCCAUAUUUUAACCUUCGACGAGCCCGAGAUCUACCGGAUGCUUACAGUCUAGAAGUACACAAAUAUUGGUACAUGAGCACGUUGAAGCAGCUUGGUGCUCGAGAGGUUAGACCUAGUUUCUGUGCUUUUGAUGGGAGCUGGUAUGCCCCCAUUGAUUCUCAGCGCCGUGGCAUCAAGUUCACCCAGCCGAAAACGAUCGCAGAAGGUGCUGGUCAACGUCAUUUCAAUAUCGAUCGUGUUAAAAAGACAACAGAGAGGUGA
Ilyonectria robusta is the source of this 546-nucleotide messenger RNA. RefSeq lists its product as uncharacterized. The transcript has a single exon. Bases 1 to 546 code for a protein of 181 amino acids. NCBI's taxonomy places the organism in Eukaryota, Fungi, Ascomycota, Sordariomycetes, Hypocreales, Nectriaceae. The record is from RefSeq and is a predicted model, not a curated record.